GCGAAGGCGGGAGGGAAAACUUUGAAAAACGGAAAGAGAGAGAGAAGGUGCACAACCACAACACACCAUCCAUCCAUCCCACCGUUCCAGCGUCCAACACGCACCUGGCUGACCACACGUCCAGUGACAAUGGUGCUUGGGAUUGUGGCAUCCCUGUCCACACUCGUGGCGCUGUGCCUGUGUGAUGCAUGGACACGAAAGGCGCGCGCUGCGCUGUUCAGAACAUUCGCGCCGCAGCCCAAAAGCAUCGCCAUCGAUGCUGCGCUGCUCUCAGCAUCAACAGUGGUGGCUGCCUGCUACCCUUGGCUGGCACCCGCACUCAUCGCUGCGCUACUCAUCCUCAGCGCAAUCGUGGUGAGGAUCGGAGGGCGCCAUAUGGCGUCCAUGCCAUUUGAGCGAAAUCACGCGCUGGACCUGCGACCGCCCUGGCUCACUGCGUUCCGCGCAGCCAUGAUGUUUAGCACGUGCGUCAUCAUCCUUGCCGUUGACCUCCCCAUCUUCCCUCCAACAUCAGCAAAGUCGGUCUCGUACGGGUUCUCCCUCAUGGACCUGGGCGUGGGCGCCAUGGCGUUUGCGGCAGGGUUUGUCGUCACGUCGCGCUUCCGCUGGCACCCGACCCGCAUCUGGGCAGCAGCCGCUGUACUGGCGCUGCUUGGGGCGAUGCGCCUCAUCUCUGUCAAGGCCACCGCGUACCAUGAAGAGGUGGUGGAGUACGGCGUGCACUGGAACUUCUUCUUCACGCUGGCGGCGCUGCUGGUCCUGCACAGGGCGUUCCGUGCCCUGGAGCGCCUGGACGAGACCCUGUGGGCACUGGCGGUCUCUGCAGUCGCAUACGCCAACCACCACCUGCUCUACCACGACGGGUGGGAGGAGUACAUCUUCAACGCCCCGCGCACAGACCUGCUCAGCCAGAACAGGGAGGGCCUGUUUGGGCUGCUUGGGUUUGCGUGCAUCUUUGAGAUUGCCCACCGCGCCGGCCAGCUGUGUUUGCUGUGCCCAAGUGGCGCGACCGAGUACCUACCGCGAUGGCUCGUCGGAAGCGCCCUUUUUGCCGUCAUCACCUUGCAGACUGGUCUCCAACCCUCACGCAGACUGGUGAACCUGCCGUACGUGGCAUUGGUGCUUGCCAUCUGCUUCCUCAUUCUCCUCAUUUUCGCACACAUCGCAAAGACCUUUGCACCGUACCGCCCAAGCCCCGUCCUGCGCGCCCUCAACCAGCGUGGACUUGAGGCGUUCCUCGUCGCCAACCUCUUCACCGGCGCCUGCAACAUGGCGCUGCCAACAGCAACCCUCUCCUCGUGGGCAUCCGUUCUCCUCCUCACCGCACACGGGCUGGUCGUGAUUGCAACCUCCCGCCUCCUUCUCCGCUCGAAUCUCCGCCUGCAGCACCUGCUCGUGCCGUGGUUGCGGCCGCGAGCGCGACUGAAAUCAGGCCAGCAUCACCAUCAACACAACACGAGCUUCUACAGGUCUCGCCUCGCCCGCACGUCGCCGCUCCACUCGCCACACCUCCGCCGCCGCCUCGCAUACUCGCCAACGCCUGACCAGCAACAACAGCAGCAGCAGCCGCAAUUACAACAACCCCAGCAGCAGCAACAGCAGCAGCAAGUGGGAAGUCCCCUGCAAGCACGCCCGCAACGCCAGUACCCGCGUUCCCACCUCUAUCGAUCACAGCUUGCGCCUCCACAAACCAUUGCUGCGGCCGCUGCCGCUGCUGCCGCUGUCAAUGUGUCUGCUUCUCCGGCCAUCACGACGUCACACACGCCGCCACGCACUCACACACCACCACCCACUCUCAUGCACAUACCCAUGUCACCACGCAAACAGUGAUGACCGUGUGUGUGUCUGUGUCUGUGUGUCUGUGUGACUGUGCAACUCUGUGAAACCAUCUGCUUUUCGCUUCUAGAUUGAUGUGAAGCGUAAUGGACGUGCUUGCCUUGCGUAGUUGGCCUGUAGAUAGAACCCUCACACACCAUGCUCUGCAUGUGCAUGCGUGCAAUGCGACGUGUUAGUGGUGUAGCGUGUUUCUUGAAUAAUAUAUCUUUCCCCCUUGCCCCCCCCCCCUUUUUUUUCUUUGCGUUCCUUCUUUUCUACUUCUGACCGCUGUUCGCGCUUGCGCUGUGGACAACUGUUGCCCUUG
This is a messenger RNA of Salpingoeca rosetta, 2140 nucleotides long. RefSeq lists its product as uncharacterized. Gene Ontology annotation, cellular component: membrane; endoplasmic reticulum. Gene Ontology annotation, biological process: protein localization to plasma membrane; GPI anchor biosynthetic process. The record is from RefSeq and is a predicted model, not a curated record. Lineage: Eukaryota; Choanoflagellata; Craspedida; Salpingoecidae. The transcript is spliced from 4 exons. Bases 130 to 1830 code for a protein of 566 amino acids. Gene Ontology annotation, molecular function: glucosaminyl-phosphatidylinositol O-acyltransferase activity.